UGAGCAGAGCACUCCAGCCACUGCCACGAUGAAGGGAGCACUGCUUGUGCUGGCCCUGCUGGUGACCAGAGAGCUGACCUUUGAGACACGUGAGGCCGAAGCCUGCCCUAUGUUUAGUGCAGCAUUUAGCUCGAUGGCCCUUGGAAGCAAAAUAUUGUUGAACUCAACGCUCAGUUUGGUCGAUGCUACUGAUGGAGAAAAUGAAGCUAUAGGAAGAAUCCAGGAUUGCUUCAAUGAGGCGGGAUUUGAUGACAAACUGUUGAAUAUAAAAAGCAUGAUUUCCGUCAUCUUGAGUGAGGAUUGCAGUGACUAUGUAUUGUCCUCGGUGGUGGAUACUGUUUUAGGAUUAAUUCUCAGUGUGACGUCUCUGGUGAGAUAAUCUUUGCCAGGGAUGCCUGGUCGGCCCUUGAUCUACCUGCCUUAUUCUCCUUCUCAACUAAAGCUGGAAUCAAGACACCUGUUUCACUAAUAUGGUCUCUGUCGGGAUGACUCUAAUAAAAUAACUGCAGCUUU
Messenger RNA from Cervus elaphus (red deer), 513 nucleotides. Its product is annotated as androgen-binding protein homolog. The record is from RefSeq and is a predicted model, not a curated record. Lineage: Eukaryota; Metazoa; Chordata; Mammalia; Artiodactyla; Cervidae. Bases 29 to 379 code for a protein of 116 amino acids. The transcript has 3 exons.